Chlorella variabilis is the source of this 1038-nucleotide messenger RNA. RefSeq lists its product as hypothetical. Bases 1 to 1038 code for a protein of 345 amino acids. The transcript has 9 exons. Lineage: Eukaryota; Viridiplantae; Chlorophyta; Trebouxiophyceae; Chlorellales; Chlorellaceae. The record is from RefSeq and is a predicted model, not a curated record.
AUGCCGAGCGGGGCAUCGACAGCAGCCCUGGCGGCGCUUGCGCUGCUGCCGCUGGCCCUGGCAGGCGCACCCGCCGACGCCUCCCUCAAUGCCGCCGGCCUGCCGCUCAUGACUCCCACCAGCGCCUCUGCUGCCAAUCACACGUAUUAUUUCGAGAUUCCCAUCGAUCCGGUCGGCCUGCUGGUGAUGCUGCACCGCUGCGGGCGGAGCGCCGAAGACUUUUGGCCGCCCUCUGGCGCCUGCCCCGAGUGCAUCGGCAUGCCCGAGGCCGUCUCCAUCUCCCGCCAGGCCCUGGCCCGCGGCUACGCCCUGCUGGCAAUCAACUCCUUCAACAGGACCGUGGGAUCGCUGGGGAGGUGCUGGAGCUUGGCCACUGAUGCCCUGCCGGUGCGAGAGCUUGUGACGGCCUUCCGCCAGCUGCACGGCCUGGCAGACCUGCCGCUGUUUGUCACUGGCUGCUCAUCCGGCGGCUUGCUGGCGCUGCGCCUGCCGUCCUUCAUGGCUCUCGACGGCAUCAUGCCAGUGGCCAUCGGCCUCGACUUGGACUCCUUCCCGCCCAACCUGCCCCGCCAGAACCACACCUACCCGCCGGUCGCUUAUUUUCACUUUUCAAGAGACAACACCACCACCACGCAAGUGGAGGCCAUGGUCGAGUUCAGCCAGGCCGCUGGGCUGCCCGCCAGCCAAGUCACGGUCCAGCCAUCCCAAUUCACCCCCGAUUUCUUCUCCCAGCGAGACCCGCUGAUCAGGCACGCCGGCGCAACGCGGCGCAUGCCCCGAGCGGGGGAGGGUUGGACAGAGGAGGUGUCUACAGUGGAGCUGCGGCAGGAGGUGGAGCGGGUGGCCGAGGCGGCGGGCGCCGUGUCCUCCUACUGUGUGGCCGAGAGCGGCGACGGUACCGCAGCAGACCUCACACCAGACCUCCUGUACCAUCACGUCCUCGAGGAGCUGGGGGUGGCGUGGGCGGAGCACACCAACCUGGGAGACUACACCGCCGCCACGCUUGUGUGGCUGGAGCGGUGUGGCACAGGCGAGUAA